Messenger RNA from Neltuma alba, 3887 nucleotides. RefSeq lists its product as uncharacterized. The transcript has 6 exons. The record is from RefSeq and is a predicted model, not a curated record. The coding region runs from base 557 to 3043 and encodes 828 amino acids. NCBI's taxonomy places the organism in Eukaryota, Viridiplantae, Streptophyta, Magnoliopsida, Fabales, Fabaceae.
UUUUUCUUUGCCUCCUCAAAUCUUUUCGCCGAUUUUUUGAUUUACGUUGAUAACACCGACUGAUUUUUUUUUUUUUACAGUAGUGAUAUUUGGGGAUAACAGUGAUGAUAUUUGGAGGCAGAGAUUGAUUCUGAGAAACAAAUUUUUCAGUUCAAAUAAACAUUGCGAGAGUGAGGAGACGAAUUGAAGAAGAGCGUUGAGCAUUGUUCAGUGGUUCCCUCCGUUGCUGGUGUUGGCGCAGUCAAGUCGUCGGAUUCUUCAAAUAGUCGCGCCAGGCCACAAAAUGGUUGAUGCAUCAUACCAGAAUUUCCUGCACUUUCUGGUGAUAACAAAGGUUGUUUUUUUCAUUUCAACAAACUCUCCCUGGGGAGCAGGUCUCCAGCCAAAUUUGGGACGAAACCAGUUUCCCUCAAUUGCGGGAAACUAGUCUCCGUCCUUGCAAUUGUUCUUUCCUUUCCAUUGUCGACCAAACGUUGCUGCUGCCGGAAACUACCAGCUUUUCUUUCUCCCCCAUCGUGUUCCAGGCUUCUAUCCUUGUGUAUUAGCAUUUGACAACAUGUCAAAACAACUUGAAAUCCUCUUUUUGGAGGAAUGGCUAAGGAGCAAAUGCGGUGCUGCUAGCAAAGUAAAUCCUAGAAACUCUCAUUCCCCAUCUGCUAGAGCCAUUAUUCAGGCAUGGGCUGACCUCAGGGACUCCCUUCAAUAUGAGACUUUUAGUUCCCAUCAUCUACAAUCUCUUAAAAUCCUUGUCAAUUCUCAAACAUCUCUCCAUGUUGCAGACCCCCAGGCGAAGCUGCUUAUUGCUAUUCUUUCGUCUCCAAAUCAUUCUCUUCCGUAUGAGUCCUAUCCUUUAAUGUUUAGGCUUCUAUACAUAUGGGUGAGGAAAACUUUGAAGCCUACUUCAUCUAUCAUUGAUUCAGUAGUGGAGGUCCUCUCUCGCCUCAUCUCUGUUCAAUUUGAUUCUAGAAAAGGUCCUUUCUUCUUUUCUGAAGUUAUUCUUCUACUAGGUGGCAUUUCCUUUGUGCUCUCGUCAUCUGAAAGAUCCAAGACAACGUGCUUGGACUUACUGGCUAGACUGCUGAUAAAAGAGUAUCAAUUGCUUGGCUCAUUUACAGAACUUGUGCCUGAUGUUCUGGCGGGAAUUGGGUAUGCUUUGUCUUCAUCUGUGACAGUUCAUAAUGUUUCCAUACUGGACUCAUUAUUUGAAAUUUGGGGCAAAGAAAAUGGGCCUCAAGGCAGUAUUUCUCACGGAUUGAUGAUUUUUUAUUUGAUUGAUUGGGUCAUGUCAAACUUGGUUAAUUUCUGGUUUUUGGAUAAAAUACACAUGUUUUGCCAAGAAGCUUUUCAGAAAUUUAAGGUAAAGUAUGCUUCAUUUGCUGUUUUCAUGGCUGGGGCUGGAGUUGUGAGGGCUUCAAAUAGUUCUAUGUCAGGCAAUAUGAAAUUUGAUAACAUAUCUGAAGUGAGGACUUCUGCAAUUGUUUCAAUGGAAGCUUUAGCUAGCAAUUUAUCAUCAAGGAUGUUGAGACCUGAUAUGUCAAACUUGAGCGAUGAUCGUAGAGACAGACUUUUUCUCCAGUGUGUCUCAUUAGCAUUGCCUCGAACUGGCUCAUUUUCUGGACAUUCCUCUUUUUUUGUUUGCCUUGCUUUGGCAUUGUUAAAUGAAAUACUUCCAUUGCCUUAUAUGUGCAAGUCUGCACUUGAAUUGUCAAGAGUUUCUGGUGGACUGAAGCUAACUGAGAUCAAAGAACAUCUAGAUAGUAUCCUGUUCAAGGAAGCUGGAGCUGUAACAGGGAUCUUCUGCAAUCAGUAUGUCUCUGCAGAUGAAGAAAAUAAGGAUGUAGUGGAAAAUCUUAUAUGGAAAUACUGUCAAGAUUUGUACUGUGGAUACAGGAAAGUAGCUUUCUUUUUUAAAGGCAAGGAGGAUAAACACCUUGAGGGUUUGGGGAAAAUUGCUGAAUCUGCUUUCUUAAUGAUUGUGGUUUUUGCAUUCGCUGUCACAAAGCAUAAGUUGAGCUCCAAGUUCACCCAAGAAAUGCAAAUGGAUGUCUCGUUGAAGAUAUUAGUAUCACUUUCCUGUGUGGAAUAUUUUCGUCAUGUCCGUUUGCCAGAGUAUGUAGAAAUGAUUCGCAAGAUAGUUGCAAAUGUCAAGGAGAAUGAGCAUGUUUGCACAUCUUUUGUUAAGUCCAUGCCUUCUUAUGUUGAAUUGACAAAUAGUCCAGACUUUACUCUGGACCAGAAAACCAAAUACAUAUGGUCUAAGGAUGAGGUGCAAACAGCUCGCAUUUUGUUUUAUCUACGAGUCAUUCCAACUUGUAUUGAGCAUUUGCCCAGCCAUGUAUUCAGGAACAUGGUAGCCCCAACAAUGUUCUUAUAUAUGGAACACCCAAAUGGAAAAGUAGCUCGGGCCUCACAUUCUUUGUUUAUGGCAUUUAUUUCUCUGGGAGAAGAAUCUGAAAUGAAUGAGGGAUUAUCAUUGAAGGAGCAGCUUGUUUUCUAUUAUAUAGAAAGAUCCUUAUUGGGAUAUCCAGGCAUAACUCCUUUUGAGGGAAUGGCUUCCGGAGUUGUAGGCAUUGUUCGACAUCUUCCUGCUGGAAGUCCUUCUAUAUUUUAUUGCAUCUACAAUCUUGUUGAGAAGGCAGAUAGGCUCUGCGCUGAAGUCCUUGCUAAUGAUGCUGAUGUGUGGAAAAAGUUGCAGGGGGAGACAGAGCAUUGCAAGAAACUACUGGACUUACUUUUGCACAUAGUUUUUUUGGUUGACAUACAAGUCUUGGUGGACUUAAUGAAGUUGUUAGCACUGCUGAUUACCAAGUUACCACGAGAGGCCCAAAACACGGUUCUCAAUGAGUUAUAUUCACAGGUGGCUGAAUCUGACGAUGUAAUACGAAAACCGAUAUUGGUUUCAUGGUUGCAGUCAUUAUCUUACCUUUGCACAAAGGCUUCGCAGGAAAAUGGAGCCACCAAAAAGAGCCCUAGUGAAGAUAACUUUACUUUGGCCCAUAUUGCCGACCCCAGAAGCUGGGUGAAAUUAACUUCACGACUCUGAGGCAUUCAGAUCCAGUGUUUUGUGCUGGACCUUCUCUUCUAGCUUGCAAAUUCUCUUGUCGCAUAUCACGUCAAUACAUUUGUUACUGCAUAUGAUAGAUUUGAGCUGAUUCUUAUUUGGCUGGCUGCUGUUAGUCUUUUGUUCUUACUCUAUUAAUCUUGUCGCUGCUACCUAAGGAGCCUAGUAGAUUUUAAUAACUAUUGCCUCCGUGACAUCGAUUAUUGCCACGCAAAAAUUGCAGCUGGAGGGAUGAGCAAGUUUAACGCUUGGCUUCUGCAUCUUUUUCUCUUCUUGCAUGGUACUGAGAAUGAAGCCAAAAUGAUAGGUGAACUUCAUAGAACUUGGUUUGCUCGUCAUUUUUCCAUUCUCCAGCUAUUUAUGUUUUCUGGUAUUAAAACUGGUGGACAUAAGUGGCUUGGUGAGGUGUUUAGGUGCAAUUAGGUGCAUUAUUUUUAAGGUAAUUCCAUCAUGUGAUUCCUUAAUUGUCGGGUUUGAUUGGGGAAAAAAUUUAGUUUAUUGAUUUACAUGCAUUUCUGAUUUUUGUGUAUAUAUACUGGGUCAUACACUUGUUGAAGUUUUAUCUCACUUCGUUUCCAAUAAAUGUCCAGGGGAAGCUUUAGGAUUUGGCGAGGAGAAAUCAAUGUAAAUAGAUGCUAACAUGGAGCAUAUAUUUGAAUGGACAUGUGUAUAUAUUUUGUAGCUAGUCCUUUUGAAACUGUAAUGUAUACAUGUACCUGUAUGUACGCAUGUCAGGUGUUUGUGAGUUUGAGAUGUAAGUAUUAAAAUAACGUGUCUGGUUUAGCAUCGGCAUGGAAUUAUGACGAGAAGCUAUGAAUAUGCUUAA